UCCUGAAUUGGUACCUGUAUCAAAUGCACCUAAUUGAUGGAACAGCUAUUUCAGAAUGCCCCCUCUGCUAAAAAUUAAAUAAAAUAAUUCCAUUGCACCCCAUAGAAUAGACAGGGGGUGGAAAAUUACUGUUUUUGCAAAAGUAAACUACAAAAUUACUAUACUUACAAAAAUCUUCUGGAAAAACAUUUCAUGUUACUAAGUUACCAGAGGAGUAACCCAUUUUUGACCUAUUGCAAUUGUGUGAAGAGAAUAAUUGCUAUUUUAGAAGAGGACUUAUAUAUGUUAGAUUGUUUUUUCUAACAAAUUGUUAUUUCAUAAAAAUCAUGAUGUGAUCAUUAAAGAGGAAAAAACCAAUAACUGAAGUCAGUGUAUGUCAAGAUGACCUCUGAAGAAAUGGUAGCUUCUGUUCCUGUGACACAGAAAAAAGUGAUAGCUGCUAGCUCAGCUACAGAUGAAAGUAGUGAAAAUGUCUCAGAUAUCAGUGUUAUAAAAAGACAUACUAAUAAGCCAAACAAAGAAAUCCCUCAUACUCUCUCAUGUUUAAACAGAUUUAAAGAAAAAUCUAUUGAAAAUUCAUUGCCCAAUAUUUUUUCAGUCUCAAGUAAAGAAGCAAUCAGUGAUAAGAAUAUCCAUGAAAACCUUAGGGACAGAAGCAUGCCAGAGUCAAUGGAAUAUAUUAAUAUUAACUGUAGCAACAUGCCUAAUAACUGCCAGAGUUCACAUAGCCAGUUCUGUGAGUCAUGUGACUCUAAAUCAGAAGAAAACCUGUGUUUGGAUACUGAAAUUUCAUCUUCACUGGAAAGAAACAUAUUUCCUGGAAUUAAACUAGAAGUUGAUGACUCUUCAGGGGAAACAAAUCCUAUAAGAAGUCAAUCAGCAAUUAUUCAGCCUAACAAAGAUCAUAUUGAUAAUAUGGCUAUAUUUCAUUUUCAUUAUGCAGUUCAGAGAAAUGCAUCAAAGACUUUUUGUACCAUAUCUGAUGGCUUAAUUUUAGAUAAUUGUGGCAACUGUGUACAACUACCAAAUGUUGGAGAUGAUCAAAAAGACAUUUACUCAGCAUAUACUUGCAACUUAAUGGAAUUGACAAAUGAUUAUGACCAUAAGAAUGGACUGAAGAGAUGUGAUAACUAUGAUACUUUAAGUGAUAAAUAUUUAUGCUUAGAAAGAUCUUGCCAGGAGGUUAAAAUGGCAUGUUCAAAUAAAAGUUUCUGUGGUGAUGAUUUUCCUGGAAGAAUGCCUACCAAGCCCUUUUUGAGUCAUUUAGAAGAUUGUACUGAUAAUUUUGAAGAAGAUAUGGAAGAGGAUUUUUUUAAAAACAAAAAGGAGCGAUCCACUUUGUUAAUUAGAAGAUUUUGCAAAAAUGAUAAGGAAGUUAAAAAAUCUGUUUAUACAGGAACCAGAGCAAUUAUGAGAGCCCUACCUUCUGGGCAUAUAGGACUUGGAGCUUGGAGUUAUAUUGAGCAGAAAAGAAGUUAUGAUAUUAAGGAUUUUAGCAGUUCAGCAGAGCAAACAGCAACAGUACAGAUUAAGCAAGAUGUGAAUCUCUGUCUUGGAAAAUCCCAUUGGUUUCUGAUCAACAACACUGUGAGAAAAGGAGAAAAAACAGAACGCACUUUUGGAUCAAUUUUCCAUUUCUUUGGGAAGACUCUAGCCUUAGAUAUAAUCCAUGGACAUAUUAAUAUUAGCCCACGCUUGAAGCAAUGUGUUCGAGAUACUUCAUGUGAAUACCGAGCCACCUUUCAAAGGACUUCAAUUUCUCAGUAUAUCACUGGUUCUCUAUUGGAAGCAACUGCGUCUUUGGGUGCAAGAAGUGGCCUUUUAAGUACUUUUGGAGGAUCAGUAGGAAGAACAAUGUUGAAAGAACGUCAACCAUGUACUUCCAUGGCCAGUUCAAUCAACUUACCUUCAAAUGUAUCUGGUCUAAGUAACGAGCUUAUAGAACUUCAACACCUCAUUCAGUUCCCUGAAGAAGUGGCUUGUAUUCUGACUGAACAGGAACAGAAUAUCUACCGACAAGUGCUACCUGUCGACUACCUUUGCUUCUUAACCAGGGACUUGGGAAAUGCUGAAUGCCAGAGUAAACUUCCAUGCCUCAGAGCUACAGUAUCUGCAUCUAUUCUUACCCCCCAGAACAGUGAGCACAAUGCUCUGGAAAACCUUGUAACGAGAUUUAAUGAGGUGAGUUCUUGGGUGACGUGGCUGAUACUCACAGCAGGUACCAUGGAAGAAAAACGGGAAGUCUUCUCAUAUUUAGUACACAUUGCAAAAUGCUGCUGGAAUAUGGGCAACUACAAUGCUGUUAUGGAAUUCUUGGCUGGCCUCAGAUCAAGGAAAGUUUUAAAGAUGUGGCAGUUUAUGGACCAGUCUGACAUUGAAACCAUGAGAAGCCUGAAGGAUGCAAUGGCCCAACAUGAAUCUUCCUCUGAAUAUAAGAAAGUGGUAAACCGGGCUCUGAAUAUCCCUGGCUGUAAAGUGGUUCCUUUCUGUGGUGUCUUUUUAAAAGAGCUCUGUGAAAUUCUAGAUGGAACAUCUGGAUUUAUGAAACUUUGCCCACGAUAUAAUUCACAAGAUGAAACUUUAGAGUUUGUAGCUGAUUACAAUGGACAAGAUAAUUUUUUACAACGAGUAGGACAAGAUGGCUUAAACAACCCAGAGAAGGAAUCCACUGUCAACAGUAUUUUUCAAAUUAUCCGAAGCUGCAAUCGUAGUCUGGAACCUGAAGAAGAAGACAGCUUAAGUGAAGGCAAUGAUUCAAGGAAAAAUUCCUUGAAAGAUAAAACCCGAUUACAGUUUAUAAUUGGAGAACUAUCUGAUUCAGAAAGUGAUAUUUUUGAGCAAGCCAAAGAAUGGGAUUUCCAUGGAACAGAAGAAGAGCAGAAAGCAUUCAACCAUGGCACAGAACUCAUUCCCUGGUAUGUCUUGUCAAUUAGAGCUGAUGUCCAUCAGUUCAUACUCCAAGGAGCCACUGUUAUUCACUAUGACCAGGAUGCACAUCUGUCAGCACGCUGCUUUCUUCGGCUUCAACCUGAUAAUAGUACUUUGACCUGGAUCAGACCUACAACUGCCUCACUCGCCAAUACUAAAGCCAAAUUAGGCAUCACAGGAAAUUUAGCUGAGCCUGGCAAACUUCAAUCACUUGGCAAUACUGGAUUAAAUGGAUUGAUGGAAGGUUUUCUGGAUUUGUUUUCAGUCAAGGCUGUGUACAUGGGACAUCCUGGCAUUGAUAUGCACACUGUAUGUGUUCAGAACAAACUCAGUAACAUGUCCCUCUUAGAGAAUAGUGUGACACUGCUUUAUGGACUUCAAACUACUGAGAAUAGAUUAUUACACUUUGUGGCACCAAAACAUACUGCUAAAAUGUUGUAUAAUGGAUUAUUAGAAUUAACAAAAGCUGUAAGAAAAAUGAAGAAAUUUCCUGACCAGCGACAGCAGUGGCUAAGGAAGCAAUAUGUCAGCCUCUAUCAGGAGGAUGGAAGAUUUGAAGGUCCAACUUUGGCUCAUGCUAUUGAACUGUUUGGUGGCAGACGUUGGACUACACGAAAUACAAGUCCAGCAACACUUUCUAAAAGUGUGGAGAAACCCAGUGUGCAAAGGAACAAUACCCUUGGGAUAAGUGCAAAUAAGAAAAAGAAAAAAAUCCUUAUGAGGGGUGAAAGUGGAGAGGCUACUGAUGAUGAGAUGGCCACACGAAAGGCAAAAAUGCAUAAGGAGUGCCGUGGCCGCAGUGGCUCAGAUCCUCAAGACCUUAAUGAGCAAGAAGAAUCAGAUCAGAAUGUUAUUAUUAGUCCUUGUAAUAAUCUGCCAUCCAGGAGAGCCAAUUCUUUGACUACAGCUGGAUCUCCUAACUUGGCUGCUGGAGCAACCUCACCAGUCAGACCACUUUCCUCUCCUGUAUUAUCACCUUCAAAUAAGAAUCAACCUAAUACAUGGAGCAGCAGUAGUUGGCAUGGCCGAGUUAAAGGUGGACUGAAGGGAUUUCAAAAUUUCAUGGUUUCAGAUAGUAACAUGAGUUUUGUUGAAUUUGUAGAGCUAUUCAAGUCAUUCAGUGUACGAAGUCGAAAGGACCUCAAGGAUCUCUUUGACAUCUAUGCUGUACCCUGCAGUCGAUCAGGCUCUGAGUCUGUCCCACUCUAUACAAACCUGAGAAUUGAUGAAAAUACCAGUGGCCUUCAGCCUGAUUUAGAUUUGUUAACCAGGAACGUGUCUGACUUGGGCUUGUUCAUUAAGAAUAGGCAACAGUUAUCAGACAACCAGAGGCAGAUAUCUGAUGCCAUCGCAGCUGCUAGUAUUGUGACUAAUGGUUCUGGAAUAGAAAGCACCACGCUUGGUGUCUGUGGGGUUGGCAUAUUAGAGCUGAAUGACUUUUUAGUGAAUUGCCAAGGGGAACACUACACUUAUGAUGAGAUCCUCAGCAUUAUCCAGAAAUUCGAGCCUAGUGUGAGUAUGUAUCAGCAAGGUCUAAUGUCAUUUGAAGGAUUUUCCAGGUUUCUGAUGGAUAAAGAUAAUUUUGCUUCCCAAAAUGAUGAAUCACAGGAGAAUGUUAAAGAAUUGCAGUUGCCACUAUCUUAUUAUUACAUUGAAUCUUCACACAACACAUACCUCACAGGACAUCAGCUUAAAGGAGAGUCCUCAGUGGAGCUAUAUAGCCAGGUCCUCCUGCAAGGCUGUCGGAGUGUGGAAUUAGACUGUUGGGAUGGUGAUGAUGGAAUGCCAAUUAUCUAUCAUGGACAUACACUUACUACCAAGAUUCCCUUCAAGGAAGUAGUUGAAGCCAUUGAUCGCAGUGCCUUCAUCAACUCUGACUUGCCUAUCAUAAUAUCUAUAGAAAAUCACUGUUCAUUGCCUCAGCAACGAAAAAUGGCAGAAAUUUUCAAGAAUGUAUUUGGAGAAAAACUAGUUGCCAAAUUUUUGUUUGAGAGUGAUUUCUCUGAUGAUCCAAUGCUUCCUUCACCUGACCAACUUAGGAGAAAAGUACUUCUUAAAAACAAAAAACUGAAGGCACAUCAGACUCCAGUGGACAUAUUAAAGCAAAAGGCUCAUCAACUGGCAUCCAUGCAAACACAAAGCAAUAAUGGUGGUAAUGCCAAUCCUACGUCUGCCAACAAUGAAGAAGAGGAGGAGGAGGAGGAUGAAUAUGAUUAUGACUAUGAAUCUCUUUCUGAUGACAACAUCCUGGAAGACCGGCCUGAAAGUAAGUCAGCUAGUGACAAACUACAGUUUGAGUACAAUGAAGAAAUUCCCAAGAGAAUCAAGAAGGCUGACAGCUCUGUUUGCAACAAGGGAAAGGUUUAUGACAUGGAACUGGGUGAAGAAUUUUAUCUUCCACAGAAUAAAAAAGAGAGUAGACAAAUAGCUCCAGAACUUUCUGACCUUGUCAUCUACUGCCAAGCUGUAAAAUUUCCAGGAUUGUCAACUUUAAACCCAUCUGGCUCUAACAGAGGAAAAGAAAGGAAAAGCAGGAAGUCCAUUUUUGGCAACAAUCCGGGCAGAUUAAGCCCUGGGGAGACAGCAGCAUAUACCAAAACAUCUGGAAAAAGUCCCUUGGACGGCAUGCGGCAGACCUGGGAAGAAGUCUGUUCUCUCGGCACAGCUCCAUCCCUCAGUGCCAUCAUCAGGACCCCCAAGUGCUACCACAUCUCCUCCCUGAACGAGAACGCCGCCAAGCGGCUGUGCCGACGGUACUCUCGGAAGCUGAUUCAGCACACCGCCUGCCAGCUGCUGAGAACCUACCCUGCCGCCACUCGCAUUGACUCCUCCAACCCCAAUCCCCUCCUGUUCUGGCUGCACGGGAUACAGCUGGUGGCACUCAACUACCAAACAGACGAUCUCUCCUUACACUUAAAUGCAGCAAUGUUUGAAGCUAAUGGUGGCUGUGGCUAUGUUUUGAAACCCCCUGUCUUAUGGGACAAGAAUUGUGCUAUGUACCAGCAGUUUUCUCCACUGGAAAGAGAUAUGGAAAACAUGGAACCUGCUCUCUAUUCUUUAACUAUUGUCUCUGGUCAGAAUGUGUGUCCUAGUAACAGCACAGGAAGUCCAUGUAUUGAAAUCGAUGUCCUGGGAAUGCCUCUGGAUAGCUGCCAUUUCCGCACUAAACCCAUUCAUCGAAAUACUCUUAAUCCCAUGUGGAACGAACAGUUUCUCUUCCGAGUUCAUUUUGAAGAUCUUGUAUUUCUUCGUUUUGCAGUUGUUGAAAACAACAGUUCAGCUGUAACUGCCCAAAGAAUUAUUCCACUGAAGGCUUUAAAAAGAGGAUAUCGGCAUCUUCAGCUGAGAAAUCUCCAUAAUGAAGUCUUAGAAAUCUCUAGCUUGUUCAUAAACAGCAGGAGGAUGGAAGAGCAUUCCAGUGGCAGUGCUGUGGCAGCAUCUUUGAUGUUCAGCACAGAAGAACGAAAAGGUCUGAUGACAUACAAAGUCACAGUACAUGGGAUUCCAGGUCCUGAGCCUUUUGCCAUUUUCAUUAUAAAUAAAGAAAUUAAAGCAAAGCAGCUUCUUCACCAAAUUUUGACUGCUUCACAAAACUCCAUACCAGUCAUCCCGGACUGUUUUUUAAUGGAAGAAAAAUAUUUUAUAUCUAAAGAAAAAAAUGACUUCAGGAAACAACCAUUCCAGAGAAUAAUCGGUCCAGAAGAAGAGAUUGUGCAGAUUUUAAACAGCUGGUUCCCAGAAGAAGGUUAUGUUGGAAGGAUUAUUUUUAAAAUCCAGGAGGAACGCCCAGAAGAGAAGAACAUCUUCCAAGAAGAGAAGGAGGUGAUGCUGAGCUCAGAAGAUGAAAGCUUCUUUGUACAAGUCCAUGACGUUUCCCCUGAACAGCCCCGAACAGUCAUCAAAGCUCCCCGAGUCAGCACUGCCCAGGAGGUGAUCCAGCAGACUCUAUGCAAAGCAAAAUAUUCUUAUAGCAUUUUGAGCAAUCCCAACCCGAGUGACUACGUGCUCCUAGAGGAGGUACUAAAGGAACCUGCUAGCAAGAAGUCUUCAACACCCAAGUCUUCUCAGAGGGUUCUCGGGGACCAGGAGUGCGUGUUCCAGGCUCAAAGCAAGUGGAAGGGAGCCGGGAAAUUUAUCCUUAAGCUAAAAGAGCAGGUUCAGGCAGCUCGAGAUGAUAAAAAAAAAGGCAUUUCCUUUGCUAAUGAACUUAAGAAAUUUACCAAGUCUAGCAAGCAGUAUCGAGGAUUCACUUCACCUUCUCAGCUUUCAAUAGCAGAAAGUGUUCAGAUGAAGGAAGAAAAAUCUGUGGGCAGCUUCUCUUCUGAGACGACAGAUCAUCACCCAUGAUCACCUUCAGUGUGAUCCAUGCAGGUGCAGUGCCCUUCCUACAUGGAAAAACAAAAUCAAGAAGCAGACUGUGCAUGGACAGUUUCUGAAUGGAGAUCUUCUUCUAGAGACAGCGUUAGGUUCUUGCUGCCCGGCCCACCUCUAUCUUCCCGAGGACACCGUGUGCAGGUCAGCAGGACGUCUGCACCUGUGCCCUGGGUUACGAAUCGUUGGAGAAAAGGCUCGGCUCCUUCCACUUUCCUUACGCAGAGAAGUGAAUUUAGAGAAUGCCGAUGGCUAUCACUGUACAUCGUGGACUCUCUGACAUUGCUGGACAUUGCAAAUGUGCACCCAGCUUUUAGAAAGAGAUUCCUGUAGCGAACAGCCUUUGCAGAAGGCUGGAAUCGGAGGUCCAAGGCCGCCGCAGAGAGCCUGGCUGCCCUGCAUGGCGGAUGUCUUGGUCUCGGUCAAGGUUUCCUUUCUGUGUUGGAGGGAGUGACAAAUACGUUCGGGUACAUUUCGCUGAAUGUAUCACCGCUCCAUUCCCUCUCUUUCUAGUUUAUUCUCACAAAAUCUCUGAUAGUGUAUAACACUAAUUUAAUGUACCUACUGACCUCCUGACAAAAGGAACGUAAAUUUUUAGCAAAACUAGUUUUUCAAGUCUGUGUUUAAAGUAAAAUUAUUUAUUUUCUUGACCCAAGGUAUGUACUGACACUGUAGUGAUAUAUUUAUUAUUCGUGGGUUUUUGUAUCUCUCAUAUUAGAAGAGUAUUAUUUAGGGAUUGUUAAAAAGUUUCCUAAUAAGAAAAACUAUAUUCUGAACAUUUGAAAUUGGCUAAAACAUAAGGCAGAGAUGUUUUGGUGCCACUUAGGACAAUAUAACAAACAUUUUUCUGUCACAUGCUCUAAAGUUAAAUAUAAAUUUUGACAAUUUUAACAUAGAACAUCAGCAAAACAUGACUUUUUUUUUUAACUCAGGAAGAGAAAAUCAAGAGUACAGCUUGACCGUUGUGCAAGCUGUCAAAUAGAAAUUUGUAUAAUUUUGCUUUUUCUACUAAUUCCAUUCUGAUUUAAAAGUGUCCCCAUAGGGAAAAAAAGGGGGGGAUAAAGGAGGAUGAUGUCAUUAAAAUGACGCUUAAGAAUCUAAUCUCAUCCAAGUGCUCUGCAGACUUCAGUGUAGUAUCCAUGUGCUUAAUUCUCUGCAGUAAUCCUUCCAAGAGACCAGGACAGUGCACUGAGAGUGCCUGGGUCCUCCCCACAUUCACCUAAAGAGCAAAUGUUAGCAAAACGUCUCAGUCACAGCUGAAUUUCCCCUUGUGGGUCAUCCACCCUGACUCCAUAAACUAUGAGGGCUGAAGCAGCCAAACUGUUUCCGUGCCUGUGAAGAUAACAGCAGUUCUUACUUACAUAAUGCUCUUCUCAUAAUCCUGUCAGGAAGUGACAGGUCUGUUAUCCUCAUUUGUAGGCAGUGGAAACCAUGAGUCAGAUAGAGAGAGGGGACUGGGGGGCAGGAGUCCGCAGUCACACCAAGACCAGCCCUUCAGCUGAGCUGUACCCCCCCCAAAAAAAAAAGGAAAAUUAGUUUUUCCAAGUUUCUCUUUUAGAAGUAAAAUUAUUUAUGGAUCCAAGGUACAUGGUGACAUUGUAGUAAUGUUUAUUACGUAUGGCUUGAUUCUGGGGGACAAAACUAACUAUAUCAGUUCAUUAGUAAUAGUCACAUCAGAUGUUCAUAACAAAAAAAAAGGGACACUACUUAUUUCUUAAAAUAUAUCCCUCAUCAGAGAAUUCAUCAAAUUCCAUUAAAUAGUAACUAAAGCUAUUAGUUCAUUUCCACUUAUUAAUGUUUAUAGGGGACUAUCUGUUGAAUGUGUAGUGUUUACCUCAUAGCCCUAUAGUUUCCUAAGUUUUGUGAAGUGGUGGUUUGGGGUUUUUGUCUUGGGGUGGGGUGUGAGGGUCACUAAAGAAAUGUGCACAUCUAACUUUAUCUAGAUUCUCAAAUUGAUUAAAUAUAAAAGUAAAGGUAUGCUAAGUAUCUGAAAAGUAAAAUCAACUACUAUAUCCCUUUUCCAUUGGAUGAUGUUGUACCUAUUCUGUGUCCCAGUCAAAAAAAAAGCCUCUGAUGUUUCAAGUUACAUAAAAAUGUCACACUGUAAAUCAGCAUGUUUUUUUCUUCCUGUGGAUGAUGCCAGAACUUGAGAGUGGAUCUGUUUUUCAUCCUAGUAGGAAUCUGGGUCACAAGCCUAUGUGAGGUGUGAGCAAAUGAGAAAAAAUUGAACACAAAGCCAAGUGCAUCAAAGACUCUUAUGUUUUUUUGGUGAUUUUCCUGUGUGCAAAACAAUGACGGCCAACUCUAAGGCAUUGGUUCCAAGGAUCGUGUAAAUAAGUCCAUGAGGAAAAUGUGUCGGAGGCCUCUGAGGGUAGUUCUGCUUGUCGAUGACAAAUGCACAGGAAGCACAAGAGCUUUUUUAUGGAAUCCGAGCCUCUCUGGAGGCUUCACAUUAAAUCCCAGGCCACAAGUAGCUCAUCUGGAGUUCCAAGGACACCAUCUGACUUCGCCUAUUUUUCCUAUUCAUGUUUAAGCCAGCAGUGGUGCUCAGGGUAGAUUGUCACUUGAAAGUUUUCUCAAAAUGAUUUUAUCAUAACAACUUUUUUAAAAAGCUAAAUAUUUGACAAACUUCUUAAACUUCUUGUGCUAAUUUAAGCAAAAGGAAAUCGUCAACAGACAUUUGCCUAGGACUUCUCCUUUAUCUGCCUUUUGAAGCUUGUGGUCCACUAGUACCACUCCCUUCCCCUUUCAAUUUUUUAUCUUCAACAACAAUGAAAUGACCCUUGGUGAGUUAACACCCUGUGCCUGACAUCCCAUCCCCAAAAAAGGCAAUAAAAAGAGGCAACUUAUUUCUUACAAAAAUCCAAAGUUUAAUGUAUUCACCAAGCUGGUCCAUCACUGGUCAUCGCUGGUCCAGAACAUUAACAUCACAAAUGACAAGCACCAUAGGAUGAAGGAACUUCCCCUUUCCUUGAAAUUAUUCAUCAAAAAGGAAUAUGUCAGUAGUGUUCAAUCUCCACAUUUCUCUUUUUUGGGGGGUAUUACUAAUAGUUUGGGCAUACCUUUAUUUCAAGAGAACCCUUACCUGGUGGCACAAUACUUUAAACAAAGCUAAAUUAGUUCAAAUGCAAUGUCAGGUCGGCUUUUAAUUUUAAUUUCCAUGUUGGAAAACAGUAGGAUUUGAUAUUAGUCCUUCACUCUAGCCCAGAAUCUCCAUGAGCUGUUGACUGGCCAUCCAGAUCCCAUCCAAAUCCUAUGCUCUCACUACUUCUCUGUUCUCCCAACUACUUAAGGUUACAGUAAUUACUCACUCUGAAGUCAAUUCAGCUUCAUAAACAUUAAGUAGCUCUGUGUGUUUGUCUAAAUAAGGUAAAGUAGAACAGUUUCUGGCCUCAAAGGGCUUACAUCUACUAGAAGAUAAAUGUAUCUAUCACUAGAUCUUGUUUGUACUUCUCAUUUGCACUUACAGCAGUGCUUUACAUCAUUAUCUGGUUCAUAUCAAUGUAUUUUCAUCCCAACAAUAUUUUAAGCUUAAGGGGCCAGAUCUUAAAAGUGUCUCUCUGCCCUUGUACUGGUCACUGAGCUGUGCCCAUAACAGGUACUCGAUCCUCAUCAAAAAGAUCAAGAUGGUUUCCUCUUUACACAUCCAUAUAUUAAUAUUUAUCAUCUAUUAUUUUGCUGUAACUCUUAUUUUGACAACUCCUAGAGAAUUCAAAGACAGACAACAAACACUGUGCUCCCAGUAUACAUCUCAAAACAUGUGUCAUACACCAAAAGCUUUAGAGUUGGGAAAUUUUCAUACAAUGACUGAAUUUCUAUUAAGUUUUAAAACUGAUUUUCCACCUUAACUGCUUUCUGCCAAUUUGAAGUACAAUUGUAUAUGUAUAUAUUUGAAAAAUAAAUGAUUUGUGAUGUCUACUGGCCUCUUCUAUCUGAUGCAGCCAGAUUUUCAAUAUUUCCCUACAGAAUUACUUAGGACUUUGCUUGAAUUUUAUAAACAAGCCUAUCUCUUUCCAUUAAUUUCUAAUAUAAAAUGAGCAGAAUAUCCUCACUGAAAAACCUUAGUAUCAGCACAUAAAAAAUAUUAAGACUCAAAUAACAAAUAUACUGAAACAAACCCAAAAAUGGAUUCUUCAAGAAUAGGUUAAGUGAAUAAGGGGGCUGCUGACAUUUUAUUACUCACAUAUUUAUUAUUCCAAGAAGCAUGAGACCUGAAACUCAAAAGAAAGAGGAUGGAAAUGGUCUGGUUCCUUCCUAUGGAUUUGUAGCAACAAAGGUUCUUUUGCAGAUUGUUUGCUUUUUUUAACUUUUAUGUCAUAAAAAAAUCAAAGAAUCUGCCAGACUUGAGGAAAUGUGUUGUAAUCAAAUCAUCAAAGCACUCAGAAUGCACCAUCCCAAGGAUUAAAACAUUAAAAAAAAAAAAAAAAAAAA
Molecule: messenger RNA, 11730 nt
Organism: Antechinus flavipes (yellow-footed antechinus)
Lineage: Eukaryota; Metazoa; Chordata; Mammalia; Dasyuromorphia; Dasyuridae
Gene: PLCE1
Product: phospholipase C epsilon 1
Exons: 32
Coding region: 382-7275 (2297 amino acids)
Biological process (GO): phosphatidylinositol-mediated signaling; lipid metabolic process; small GTPase-mediated signal transduction
Molecular function (GO): guanyl-nucleotide exchange factor activity; phosphatidylinositol-4,5-bisphosphate phospholipase C activity
Source: RefSeq, a predicted model, not a curated record